UUAGAUGAGCGUUUAAAUAUCACGCUCCUCAUCAGCGCGUGAAAUUCCUCGUCCACUCCCCUCACCCAGCUCUCUCACUGUCCUUCUUGGCUUCUUCUUUCUCAACUCACCCCAGAUUUCUUCCCCAGGAUCAUAGUUAGGAAAGAGUGUGAGGAUUCAUACUCAAGCUGUGUGUGAUAGUGUGUGAAAGAGAGAGAUCUCGAGAAAAAGGUAUGGCUUCUGUUCCUAAUUUAACUUUUGGGAAAACCCCUCAAGGAUUUCCCUGUAGUUAUUGUUUAUGUGUAUGUGUAAAAGGGUUUAAUUUAACUUUAGCAGUGUAGAGGACCCAAAAAUAUAGAAUUUGGGUUCUUGUGAAAUGGGGUUAAUUGUAUUUUAAGAUUGUAGAGAACCAAAGUAUAGAAAUAGGGUUUCUUGUAAAAUUGUGGGCUUUUGUGUUUAUGCAUGCAGCAGCUAAUUUCGAGGUAAAAGAUUGAAUUUUUCCCGGUGAAGAAAGUGAAGCUUGGGAUUUAUGUGUGUGAGUUGUGUUUAUGCAUGUGCUUUUUGUAUGUAGAUUAGUUGAAAAAGAUUAAAUUUCUAGGGUUUUGGGAGGUGGAUAAAUGGCUUCUGGAACAACAGUUGGUGGUGGAGACGGAGAAAAAGAAGGGUCUAAAGAGAAGCAGAGGUGGGCUGAAGAGAGCAAGGUGUAUAAAAGGAAGUCUGUCAAAGGGUUAAAGGAUAGUAGUGACAAGAACAACAGUUAUGGUGCCCAGCUGGGGCAAAGUCAAACUGGGAAACUUGGGAGUGAAGAUGGGAAUCUGUUGGAAGAACCUGUGUUUGGUGUGGCGUCCGGUGACUCAUCGAGUCGUCCACUGGGAGAUCGUGAAGUGUCUGGGAGAAAUGGGGUGGGGAAAGGUGGGUUUCUGAGGCAAGAAAAUAAGGUUACCAUCAAUUUGGCGAUGAAGUCGAAAAGGGAGGCACGGGAGCUGAGGAAAAGGCUCGAGAGCGAGUUGGACGAGAUUAGGAGAUUGGUGAAAAAGAUUGAAGGGCAGGAGGGGAAAAAGAGCAGUAAAGCUGGACGUGGUGUUGAUAAUGGUGGGAAGUUGAAACGGGUCCAUUCCGAGGUGGAUUCUGUUGGAACGCCUCGCAUUUCCAAGCCUUUGCAUCAGUUGAGCGUAUCAGUGGUGGAGAACAGCAAUGACAAUGGGGAUAAAGAGAAACGGACGCCCAAGGCAAAUAAAUUCUACAAGAAUACAGACUUUUUGCUUGCAAAGGAUAAGUUUCCUUCUGCAGAAGGCAACAAGAAGUCUAAAUCUGGUGCUGGGAAGAAAGCUGGAGGGGGUGAAUCAGGACAUGGGUUUGUUUCAGGGAAGUUUUCUAAUCAAAUGUUGAAGAAUUGUAGCUCUUUGCUUGAUCGAUUGAUGAAGCAUAAGCAUGGAUGGGUGUUCAACAAACCUGUUGAUACUGUGAAUCUUGGUUUGCACGAUUACUUUGACAUUAUUCAGAAUCCAAUGGAUUUGGGUACUGUAAAAGCUAGGCUUAGCAAUAACGGGUAUAAAUCUCCUAAGGAGUUUGCAGAGGAUGUGAGACUUACAUUUCAAAAUGCUAUGACAUAUAACCCUAAGGGGCAAGAUGUUCACGUGAUGGCUGAGGAGCUAUUAAAGAUCUUUGGGGACAAAUGGACUGCUAUUGAGGCGGAAUAUAUGCAUGAGAUGAUGCAUGGCCAGGAUUCUGAAGUGGGUUUACCGACUCCUAAAUCUAAGAAAGCUCCUCCAGCAGUAAUGGAACCUCCUGAAAUGAGGACUUUAAGCAGGUCAAAGUUUAUUAGCAAUCCUGUUGAUCCCAAAACCAAAACCAUGAUUUCUGCUGGUUCAGGGAGAACUGCAGCCCCAAAAAAGCCAAAGGCAAAAGAGCCCAAUAAAAGGGAAAUGACAUACGACGAAAAACAAAAACUUAGCACAAAUUUGCAGAGCUUGCCUUCUGAAAAGCUUGAAAAUGUUGUGCAGAUUAUAAGGAAGAGGAACCCUUCUCUGUGCCAAAAUGAGGAUGAGAUUGAAGUUGACAUUGACAGUGUUGAUACUGAAACUCUUUGGGAGCUGGAUAGAUUUGUAACAAACUUCAAGAAGAGUCUGAGCAAGAACAAACGAAAAGCUGAGCUUGCCAAUCAAGGAAAGGGAGAAGCAGCCCAGAGUGUUCCAGAAAAGGACCUUGCCCCAGCUGCAGCAGAAACUCUGAAAGAAAGGAAGAUGGAAGCUAAGAAAAGUUAUUCAUCUCAAACUGAAGUGGAAAAGAAGAGAGAUAAUGCAAGUCGAUCAACUAACUCAAGCAGCUCGAACGCGGACUCGGGAUCUUCCUCAGGGGACUCUGAUAGUGGAAGUGCUUCAGAUGGAUCCGAUGCAUGAUAUUGAACUAGGAAUUAGAGUUACUUGUCAAUGUCUCAUUUUGUUUUAACGAAGAAUCGUGCUCAAGUCUAAUAUUCAUGUUUCUACCAUCUUGCCUAGAUUUAUUGUUACAAACCUGUGGCCGAGCUUGACUGCAUAUCGAUCUUCUCUUGAAACAAUGGUCUCCAUCGACAGUAAGCUGUUUUAGGUGAUGGUUUUAGCAACAGAUGUUUCUGGACAACCUGGAGAAUGAUGCAGAUGCUUCUUUAUUGUACAUUGUUGUAGCUUUUGUACAUAGCUAACUACUGCUGGCCAGUGUUCUGUGAAUUUGUCUGGUGGUUUACAGCAGCGUUGGAUAAAAUAUUUCGCAGUUAAAUGCAAUUGUAUGUAUGUAUUAGUAAUAGUGGUAUGCUGUCGUUGACCUAAGAGGCAUUCUUUGUGUAAAGUCUUGUUCUUGGUCUUGGAUCUUUCUUGAUAAGUUAAUUUCAUAUUGCCCUUAGCUUUACUGCUUU
This is a messenger RNA of Coffea eugenioides, 2869 nucleotides long. Its product is annotated as transcription factor GTE4-like. Bases 597 to 2378 code for a protein of 593 amino acids. Lineage: Eukaryota; Viridiplantae; Streptophyta; Magnoliopsida; Gentianales; Rubiaceae. The record is from RefSeq and is a predicted model, not a curated record. Gene Ontology annotation, molecular function: protein binding. The transcript is spliced from 5 exons.